This is a messenger RNA of Hemibagrus wyckioides, 2458 nucleotides long. RefSeq lists its product as uncharacterized. Gene Ontology annotation, biological process: protein polyubiquitination; SCF-dependent proteasomal ubiquitin-dependent protein catabolic process. The record is from RefSeq and is a predicted model, not a curated record. The transcript is spliced from 2 exons. Lineage: Eukaryota; Metazoa; Chordata; Actinopteri; Siluriformes; Bagridae. Bases 314 to 1438 code for a protein of 374 amino acids. Gene Ontology annotation, cellular component: SCF ubiquitin ligase complex. Gene Ontology annotation, molecular function: protein binding.
AAAUCAAUAUUGGUUAAUAUAGUUAACGAGUUUUUUUGCUACGCUCCCAUUAAUUUGGAUGAACCGAUAAAACGAAAUAAACAAACCAUAUUUUAUGGCGGACCUGGUUCAUCACAUUGAUGACGUAAUCAGACUCGCAACAGCAACAAGAACCCGCACACACUGUGACACCCAGACAGCCGCUAGUUUAGUGUCUUUAUUCUGGUCCGUUUCUAAUACCUAAACCUUCAUUAAAAGAGGAGACAGGUGAAAAUGGCUCAGUGAAAGACUGCAACAGAGGUAUGGUCGCUGGGAAAGUUUCCUGUCAACGAUAAUGCCUCCAAGGAAGAGACCCCUCAUUCCUGUUAGUGCAAGACGGCGGCCAAAAGAUGAUGACGAUUACUUCCCCUUUAACUUGCUGCCAGUAGAGUGUCAGCUCCAUGUGCUUUCAUUCCUGAGUGAGGUGGACAAGUGUAACUCAGCGCUUGUGUGCUCUAGCUGGAGCUGCCUGGUGCGCUCUGGGAAACUGUGGAGAGUUGCAGACUAUUCUCGCCGUGGAGUGUUUCGUCUUGGACAGGAGGGAUUACUCGUGUCCAACAGAGAAUUUGAGCGUUGGAAGGCAUGGGUUCACCAUUAUACUCAUCAUCUCAUAUCUCGUGGGGCUAGUCUGCUUACUCUCAAAGCAAGCUUUGAUUUGGGGGACCAGUGCAAUAAAUGGGAAGAACUCCUCUCUCAUCUGUUGGAAAAUGUCCAUUGUAGGGAUCUCAGUCAUUUAGACUUGAACUGGACAUUCACUCUGCUGGAGCCAUUGGAUCUCAGAGUCCACUCUGGUUCUAGCUCACAUCAGGAUGUCAUCACUAAAAUGGACCAGGUUAAUAAUUUUCAGAUCCUUCUAGCCAAACUAGCCCAGAGCUGCCCGCGAAUCACCAAGAUGCGGCUGCACUUUGAUUGGUCUGACAAGUCAGUAGCGUUAAUAACUCAGUUUCAACACUUGCGGAUUUUGGAACUUAAGUACUUCUGGGUCUUUAAAGGGGUGAGUCCAAGCACCUUGCAGACACUGACUAAAUCACUGCCUAACCUCAAAUCUCUUACUCUCAACGUUUUAGUGCCACUACGGAAUUUGGGCAUUUCAUACACUCUUGAAUCACUGUCCCUGGAAUUCCUUGAUGUUUCCCUCAGCCGAGGUCUGGUCUUCUCUUGCCUCAAACUGCCUACGCUGAGAGAACUGCGGGCUAAAAAGAUUGUGCGGGGGAUUACUCUGGACCGCCGGACCAGGCUCCGAAUCCAGAGUAGGUGGCCUUGCCUGUAUCAGGUCUUGCGGGAGGGGACGCCAAAGCUACAGGUGCUCAACAAUGAACGACUCCUUCCAAACUGGAAAGAGCAGACUUACGAUGAGCUCACUUCCAUUCUCCAGCAGUCUUGUUACUGUCUGCAGCAUCUGGAUAAUUGGAUCUGGUAAACAAAUGGUCAGAAAUAAGGGCACAAAUCUUUCAAGACUUGUUGAAGGACGAUGAAUCAUUUAUGAAACUGAUAAACACCGGUCACCAUUUAUUAAACAUGUAUCAUGAUUCACAACAAAAUGAGACACCCAAAAACUGAAAGAGAUCAUGUGAAGUAUAGGUGUGCAGGCAUUUGAGUUUUCAGACCAAAUAACAAAAUAUAAUGUUUGAAGGCUAGCUGAACAGUUUAGUUUUAUCAAGUGAAUUAAACGACCCUGCUCAAGAGCUAAAAUCAUACAACAUGGGGGAUGCAAAGUAUGGUGUGGUUUAGAUCUUGGCCUAUAUCCUUCCCUCAGUUUCUCAAUACAGAGUCCUUGGAAAAUGGGUGUUGGUCAUCUCUAUUAGUUCAAAUAUGUUGUUGUAUACCAACAGAAAAGCAUGUUUUUUCAAUUUCUAUUUUAAAAUUCCCUUCUAAAUGUUUCCUAUAGAUUAAACUACUAAUAGAAUAAAGUCACCAUUCCAGACUCUCAUUAAAUUUUUAAUUUUAAACACUGAUUUAAUCAGAUAUCAGUCUUAAUCUUUUUUUAAAUUGAGGGAUUUAUUCAGCAGACUGACCACUAUGCUCACGCUGACAUUACAGAUUACAGAGACGUAAGUCAUUCUUUUUCUCAUAUUUAACACAAAAUGAGCAAGUAUAUCUGUAGCUGGUUUUAUGAAAGUGGUGGUGCACAGACUUGCAGAAAUUCCAAAGAUCUAAAGGACCAACUGAUGUGAAAUGUUUUCAUAUAUUGCAUAUAUACUACCCCUGAAUUUUUAUGCAUAGAGAGAACAAGUCUUUUAUGUGUAGUGCUUCAUACUUAUCCAUAGAGGUCCUCUUAGCUUCAGGUUUUGUACAAGCAGCAGCAUUUUCCCUCUGUGCUUAUUAUCCUAAUUUAUUAGUUUGCACUGAUUUUUUUUAAAGGCAAUCAAAUAAUUCAGUGGUUAAUGAAUAUUGAAUUGUUAAAGACUGCCAGAAUAAAAUUGACUGGUUUGACUGUCAA